Papilio xuthus (Asian swallowtail) is the source of this 1821-nucleotide messenger RNA. The record is from RefSeq and is a predicted model, not a curated record. NCBI's taxonomy places the organism in Eukaryota, Metazoa, Arthropoda, Insecta, Lepidoptera, Papilionidae.
CGUUACGCGCGACCACUUACCUACUGGCGUGCCCGCCGAACGCAUACGUGCUAGGGAAAUUUAAGAAAAAAAAUCAAAGCUUUGACUGCGCAUGGUGUGGUCGGUUGCAUCGGAUGUGAGGACAGUGCAUUGGAACCUUUGACUCCUCGGAAUGUGGAGGGCAGGCUGCUGAGGUUGCCGUGGAAGACAGUGACUACGACUUGUGACCCUCUCUUUCUUCAGUUACAACACGAUGAUUCUUUUAAAGAUCGCACCAGUGUUCUUUCUCGUCCUCCUCGUCGGAGCGGAGAAGAAAAUUGAACUGCAAGACAUCGAGGAAGAUAACCUUAAAAGCGAGAAAGAAGCAAAUUACGACAACGAAUCGUCCGAAGAUUCCGAUGAUGUUGGACGCUUCGAAUAUUUGAAGAAAGGACUCUUGCGGUACUUCAAAACCCCCAAUCCUACGGCAGCGUCUCCCCAGCGCUACGUCCACCAGUACGCCGUAACUGAAACUCAAGAAAGAUCUGCCGUUACGCCCGCACCUCUGUAUAGCCAGCCAGGGGCGCAGCAAGCCAUGGUAGGCUAUCUAUCUAAUGUACCGAUGCAAAUUUAUUUAGUUCCACAGCAAUAUAGCGGAUCACCCGGCACCACAAAGAACUCUCACCACGGGCCACAAUAUUUGGGACAGAACGUUAACCAAAUUGCACAUUAUUCAACUCAUGAAGGGGAACAACCGGCACACGUAUCGCCGAGUGUGAAGGAACACGUUCCGCCUUACUCGCCUCCUGUCACCUACGUGUCAUUUUCAUUGCAGCCGACUGCGCCUCCAGCCGUUGCGGCUGCGAACGCUGCCUCUUAUCAGGAGCCUCUCGUUCAAUACCAAUCUGCCCUAGUACCGCCUCCUACACCUGCAUCUAGUUCUCACCAUUUAAUAACAAAAGCGUAUUAUUCACAUGACUUAAAUCCUCAAGGACAGGGUGAAGACGACCCGCAAAAUGUUGUUGAAAGUCAAAAUUAUUAUCAUCCUCAAACUGAUGGUCCUUACAUCGAGUCUCAAUCUCAAGAUGUUCAUCAUUAUUACAACCAAAGGACACCUCUCCGUGUGAAUAGCAAUUCCGAGUUACCCCAUCCAAGUCCGCUUCUCUUAAAACCUCCACCAUCACACCUGUCCCACAUUCCGAAAGCUUUGCCGAUACAUCGUCCCUGGAGUAAGCCUGUCUAUAAUAGUGGACGACUUGGAAUAGGUAGCAUUGCUCCCAAGGCCAUUGAAACAUAUGGCCCUAUGUUUAAAAGAAGACCGACAUCUUUACUUGAUUCCUAUGUCCCAUCGAGUCUCCAAAUUGAAUACUUAAAGAGAGGUAUUAUAAAAGAUCCAUUGGUGGCGUACGAGGCGUUAUCAAAUGGUUUCAAUUUAGAUCAUUUGGAGCCAAAUCCUAGAUAUUACGAAACUGGUUUCUUGCCGAAUCAAGUAUUCCAUACGGCUGGAGGAGGUUCAUUUUAUGGACAUUAUAAGAGAUCACCAAAAGACAAAAGAUCAGGAAGUUAGUUUCUUACUAUCAAAUGUGAUCAAGUCAUAACAAUUGAAUAAAUUUUAUUUACUCUAUUUAAAGUCUGAAAUACAUUCUAAUGUAGGAUAUCAAAAAUGUUAACUUAGCAUCUGGACAUGAUUGAACGAUAGAAUUGCUUUAAUUUAAGUUAAGGUUAUGUACAUAAUAAUAGGAAAAGAGUUUUAUUGGAGUACAAAUUAAAUGUACGAUCCUUUAAGGCUUAUUGUUAUUCUAUGUUAGUAUUAGAUAAAAAUGUAAUUGUAUGUUAAUCGUUAAAAAUAAAAAUAUUUUAAAU